UCAGGGAUUCGGUCUGCGGUGCCGACCAAGUGGUGGACCCGCGGCGGGCCAGUGCACCCCGGCCUGCGCGCUCAGAGGCUCCGGGUCCCCCAGGCCGAGGCGCCGGCGGCCGCGCGAGGCGGGUGGGGUGGGCAGCGUUCGCUGGGCGCGCUGUGCGCGGAGCAAGCGUGAGGCGGCCGGGGGCCGGGACGCCAUGUCCAUGGAGGACCCCUUCUUUGUGGUGAAAGGAGAGGUACAGAAAGCAGUCAACACUGCACAGGGAUUGUUUCAGAGAUGGACAGAGCUCCUCCAGGACCCAUCCACAGCCACGAGGGAAGAAAUCGACUGGACCACCAAUGAGCUGAGAAACAACCUCCGGAGCAUAGAGUGGGAUCUAGAGGACCUUGACGAAACCAUCAGCAUAGUCGAAGCAAAUCCUAGGAAAUUCAACCUCGAUGCAACCGAAUUGAGUAUAAGAAAAGCUUUCAUCACAAGUACUCGGCAAGUCGUCAGGGACAUGAAGGAUCAGAUGUCAGCUUCAUCUGUGCAGGCAUUAGCUGAAAGGAAAAAUAGACAGGCCCUGCUAGGAGACAGUGGCGGACAGAACUGGAACACUGGAACGAUGGAUAAAUAUGGGCGCCUUGACCGGGAGCUCCAGUUGGCCAACUCCCAUUUCAUCGAGGAGCAACAGGCACAGCAGCAGCUGAUCGUGGAACAGCAGGAUGAGCAGUUGGAGCUGGUCUCUGGCAGCAUCGGGGUGCUGAAGAACAUGUCCCAGCGCAUCGGAGGGGAGCUGGAGGAGCAGGCAGUUAUGUUGGAUGAUUUCUCUCACGAGUUGGAGAGCACUCAGUCUCGGCUGGACAAUGUGAUGAAGAAACUUGCAAAAGUAUCUCACAUGACCAGUGGCCAGCUCUGCUUCCCCACACCUUUUGGACUAGUCUUGUUUCAGAAAAGGAACAGAUGGACUUGAGGUCUUGACCCUAAUCCCCAGUUACUAAGUGAGUUUCUAGCAUGUGUGAUGGAGAGCAGGAUGAGCCACUAGAAAGGUACUUGCUUUACUUACUACUGUUUGGUAGCAGUUCUGUUGGCCGGUUCUAAGACUUUGCUGUCCGUGGCAUUUAAGUAACUUAAGUACAUGUUUUGUGGACUUGGCGCAUUGCUUUGUGGAGAGUUCUGCAGUGUAUUUUCUUAGAUUCAGACCUUUUUAUAAUGUGAUUCUCAAUAGCUCUGGUGUGCUAAAAUCUGCAGGCUUUCAAAUAAACUUUUGGUGAAUCAGUGUAUGUACCUUUAUAUUUCUACUUAAAUGGAACUCUUACUUCCAGCAGUUGAGCUGCGUUGUCACAGGCUUUAUCUCAGCCUGACCCUUUGUGCAAAACAGCAGGGCUCCUCUGUGGAGAGAGGCUUGCUCUUCCUACAUCUGCCCAAGUGAAGGGUGCAUCCUGACGACAGACAGCAUCCUGUGCCCCGACCGUGGGCCCGCAGAGUGUGCAAGGGCAUUUGUGUUGUGUAGCUUUCCCAGCAGCCCUGAGAGUUAGGGGGACGCAGUCAGGAUUGUGGGCGGGAGCCUGUGUGGGCCCUUCUGUCCCUCGGGGCCUCCUUGCUCUCGGCCAUUUAGAUGGAUUCUGGCUACUUUGUUUACUGCCCCUGUUCUAAAUUGUGAGCAGGGCAGAAAGCUUCAGAAAAGACAUUCCACUUUUAUUUAUAGAUAAGCUGUGUCAGUUACUUUAACACAGUUACUGGUUAAGUGAUCUUUCUUGCCCAGGGGUGGUGUGAAGUUCAUCACCCCGUGAUCACUGCAGCUUGCUUUUUCAGCUCAUUGUUUCCUGAAGUGACCAGCAGUAGCUUUCAUCUCCUUUCUAUCCUUCCAUUGUGCUCAUUAAGAAAAGAACAUGAUUACUGUUUAAAUGAUUUGAUUUUGGUGGGAGAUUAAAGCUGAUGAGCUUUGAUCUGUAAUACCAACGCCAACAUCUUUUCCAGGGAUUGCCAGCAGAGAACUGUGAUCCAUAGAUUCUAAUUAGAGACUUAAGACACAAAGCAGGUACUUGUUACAAGGCUGGCUUUCAGGGGACGGGCAGGGUUGUGAAUGCACGUGCAGUGCAGGCCAGGAAGAGCAGCGGUAAGAGUCCAGGUGCCCGGGCAGGUUCAGGGCCUCUGCCCAUUCUGUCUGCAUCCAGGUGUUGCCUUAAGCUUCCUGUCACUGUCUCUUGGGGGACGUCGAGUACCGGGAGAGCUGACCCUCGUGUCCUGCCUUCCAGAUCGGCGCCAGUGGUGUGCCAUCGCUGUCCUCUUCGUGGUCCUCCUGGUCGUGCUCAUCCUCUUCUUAGUGCUGUGACAGCGGGGCCCCCAGCUCGCUUCCUCCUGCACAGGAACCUGAGGGGAGAGGGAGAAGCAGUGCACGGUGUGCCCGCCCCUCGCGUCCCUCGCCUGGAAACACAGCCUGCGCUGACUUUUCUCUCUGUGACCCCACCAUGGAGAUCAGGUCCUUCAGCCCAGCUUGGGGAGGGCCGGCGGGAAGAGGAAGUCGACGACUGCACACUCCUGGUGCCCCCUGGCCCGGAUCCGAGGACAACGGGCCCUGCUUUGCCCCCCUGGACCUCGCUCCCCCUGGAGGGCCUUCGAGGAAUCCAGAAAAAUUCGCAGACUCGGUUCGUGUUGGCUGUUGCUCAUUCCAUCCGUCUUGGCAGCUCCUCCCGCCCCCCACCCCCCGCUCAGACCCUUCCCCCGCCAGACAGCACGCGCUGGCCCAUCCAGGGGCAUCCAUCGGGGAUGCGGGCCCCUGGGUGGGUUUCAUAUCCUGUCGCGGCAGCGUCCCUUUGCCCCCAAAAGCUGGCGGUUAGUGGGGACAGAGGGCUCGGAAGUACUUUGUGACAGAAGAUGCAGUGACUGGUUUUUCAGGGAUAAGUGCUAGGGUGAAGGUGCUUCCCCGAGCACAGUUUUUUGUGGUAGGAAUAACCAAUGGAAAAGAAUGAAAAGCACUGGGCUUUGGGGGCACUGGCAACUUGUGGCUUGAAGGGAGGACAGGGCAGCAGGACACAGCUGGAGAGGGCGGGUGAGGUCACCAGGGUCAGGCCCUUGCUGGAUUCAUGCCGCUGUCCUACAGCCUCCUCCCUAGAGGUGCAAGUUGCAUUUCUAGAGUGACCCUUAGAUGAGCAGCUCACGUGAGUGGACUGAGAUCCCGAGGUGGUGUCUAUUCCUGCAGCACUCAGCCUUGGGGGCUGGGGGGGCGGGGCCCGCACGUUGAUUACAUUUACUCAGAAACUAUGAUGUCAAAAAGACUAGUUCUGGACCAGAUUUUUCUUACCCUGUGAGUGAUUGCAAGGAUGGGUAGGUGAACUUGGUUCCUUUUUCCCUGAGAUGACAAUUCAAUUUUAUCAUCCAUUCAAAUAACUGAGCCAAUCCAAAUUUAAAUGACAGACACUUCAAUUGGGUUUUAGUAGCUGAAACUGCUGAGACACUGUACCCUUCAAGCUUCUGAUGACUUUUAAAAUGCCUCCAGUGUACACAUGUAUAUAGGAUAUUUUUAUAACCUCCCUGGUGAAAACCUAAUAUUGAAGUAGCGGCUGAACCCAGAGCCAGCACUUGGCAGUGGAGGCUGCAGGUCUCUCCUAUCUUUUUUGCACUUGGGAAGCACAGCAACAUCUGGGUAGAGUUCUAGCUUUGACUUCCAUCUCCCCAUCUCUUGGGGCCCACUCCUCAGUACGCUUUUUUUUCGUUUGUAUCUUGUCUGUGUUGGGCUUUUGUUUUCUCUGUGUGUGUGUGUGUGUGUGUGGUUUGUAAUGAUGUACUUGCCUAGCUAACCUUUGAAUUGCACUUUUUAAUAUUUGUAACAAUUUUUAAAAGAAGGGUAUUAUAUCAUGGUAGGUAAGGAAAUCUGCCUGUUGAUGAAAGCUAAAAGCAGGUUUAUAAAACUAAAAGGGUGAUUGACAUCCACGUUUACACUCAACUCUGACAUAUAAGUUAUUUCUUUUCAAAUUACGAAAAAAAGUGAUUAUUACAAAGGGCUUCAGGUGUAGGAUACUAGAUUAUUUGUUUUACAGAGUUUUGAGACUUUGUUAAGAUAGUCUUCUACAAACUGAGGACAGGGCUGGUCCUUAGAUUUACAUUAAAAUGUACACGUCUUUUUAAAUAUCCAUGUGGACCUUGUCUCAGUACUGUAAUCCCCACUUUCCAUGUGACACGAAGCAGCCGGCUUCUUGAUGAAUUACAGGAUUACCCUGUUUAAACGCCAUGCCAUUAUGUGGGUGUUACCAGAUUUACUGUGCCCCUCGAAACUGACGUGUGUCAGCAGGGCCUGUUGGGAACACGCUGGUCAUUAGUGAGUAAGGUUCUCCCCAUGCUUCAGGGACCAAGUUUUGUGACGCCGAGGCUUAACUACUAAAUGUGUGGGGAUAUUUAGAGUCGGCAGGCUCGCUGAUUUAAGGUGUUUGCUAAACAGUGGCUAUUGUAGACCAGACUGGGCUGAAGCCGAAGAGGAAUCUGUUUAGAAAGAAAAAUUGCUUAAAAUCCCGUCACUACGGCAUUCUCCCUGUAGGGCCGCUGCUCUUUCUGGCCUUGGAGGAGCCGUUCUCCGAUAGGCCGCCUCUUCAUGUGUUUGUCAGAGCCGCUUGGCCCGAGAUGUAACCUCCGGCCUACGUGACCUGAUCCUGGGACCCACCCUGUUGUACCAGGACCGAGCAGUCACUACAGACCAGUGUUCACUUGAAGACCAUGCCCACCGCCCAGUCAGACUCCAGACUGGCAGAGAGAGCAUGCCAGGGGCUUAGGUUUCCUCAUCAGUGAUCCUGAUGCUUUGGGUUCCUUGCAAGUGGUCCCCUGACCCUGAGUGGUGGACGGGGGGGUGGGGGGGGCGGAGUGGAUGCCCGCGACACCCCUACAAGGCUUAGAGGCACUUCCUGUAGCCGUGGGGCUUUUUCUCUCCUUCAGCCUCUGUACUUCGUGCUGUACUCGUCAUUGCUAAAAAACUGGCAGAAUAUGACAGAUAACGAACAGAAAGAGCUCGACUUCUGUUUAUUGGAAGAGCAUUUCUCAUCCACUGGUUUGGUGAGGUGGGGUGUAGAAUGGGGUCAUGAACCAUGGAGAGCAUUUGCCAGAGUGGGACUCCAGCUGGAAAACCGAAAUACCUUUAGUUUUUCGUCCUGAUUUUUGAUCUCGUCUUUGUGAGAACUGUGAAGAAUCACAAUGCGCUCUGUGUGCCGCUACCGUGUGGCAAUUGGAAGUCGCAGCAUGUAUGUUACAUGAGGAUCUUCACGCCAGAGUCGGGGGAGAAACUUGGUAACUUGCCCAUUAUUCUCUGCUUUUAGCCAGAGUUAAACAGACUGAUGGGUCUGGUAGCCAACAACUUGGCAACUUCCCCUCCUUCUCACCUCGUGAGAUUAAGGGCUGCGAAGAAAAAUGUAGUCUUAACUCCAGCAGAAAUCUGUCUCCGCUAAGUGUUUUACCUUCUGUAAGUGAAGGUGGCAGAGCCAAGAUCUUCCUUUUGGUAAUUUCCCUGUCAAGUGAGACCAUUACCACCUUUCUAGAGAACGCAUAGCAUUUGAAGAUCUCAAACCAACUGAUAAAUAGGAGUUGUUUUCCCACUCUGGAAUUUGGACCAUUUGGCGUUACCUCGUACACAGGACAAAUUUGUAAACAAAACAAAAUUCGGACUGUCUGGAAAGCUGAAGUUCUAAAACACGGAACGCACUACCGUCAGUGCUCCCUCUUCGUCUAACUCUCGUUGGCAUUUCUUCCACUCCCAGGUUUUUAAAGAUUUUUUUUUUCUUUUUGAAGACUGUUCUUUGUCCAUCAAGAGCAGAGAGGAGGUGAAGCCAAAGGGUCCUCAGCCCCGCAGUCAGGUGGCGCUGUCCCCGACCACAGUCGGGACACGAGGACAGGGCCCCGAGGGGCCGUCAGGCGCAGCGGCCUCUUCCUCCAGGGCCCUGCUCGAGGGGCAGCUUAGCCCCUGGGCUGCCCUGGCAGGAGGAGGUAAGACUCUGUCCUGCCCAGCUCCCAUCCUUCACAGAAUAUGCUUGUGCUGAAAACAAGGAGCUCCUGUCUUGCAAGGCCCGUGUCCGUCUAUUGUCUCUAAAACAUGGGUGCUGUCCCACCAUGUCUGCCUGAUAACGCUCACAGGGAGGCUGCUGUCGAGUCCAGAACCCCAGGAGAGUUCUUAAUAGAGAGGACAGCCCUUCAGAGCCUAGGACGGCACUGCUGUGAACCUGGAGACCGAAGCCGGGUGCCGGGUCCCCCAGGCUGGGGCUGAAGCUCCAAGCUAGCCGACUUCUGGGGUGUUAGCAUCCCCGACGGUAGCCUCAGAAGGACUUAUGGUCACUUAGCUCAGGAGUCCUCUUGUUUCAGCGUUGAAACUUUCAGCUCCCGCAGCAGACAUGGGAGUCACUGGGUGGGUUGCAGUCCAGACUUGGCACCGGGGAGCCUGCACCCCGUCUGGACCAAGCUGACCUCAGUGACAUGAUGUAGUCUGGUAGUGGCUUGUCACGCUCCCGCCUCAGCACAGCCACUUGAUGUCUUUUGCUUUUGGACAACCACUGGCGCUCUGGUCACGUUGCUGCGAUCUCCAUGCGCUGAAAGUUGUUAUAUGAUAUUAUAAGUCUCUUUACUAGGACAGAAGCUUGGGGAGGUGAGGAAAAAAGAAAAAGAACUUGGUUUCCCUCUGACAUAAGCUAAUGUGUUGGCGCUGUCUUCCUUCUGAUGUGACCUUUGUCCAGAAAUGCCCUUCCCCGAGGCCGUGCAGAUGGGAGCUGUGCUUAGACUGUGAUUGUCCGAUCACCUGCCCUACUGCUGGGGUUUCACAUGAACAUUUCAUGGUCCUGGUUUGCCAGCUGCAGCCAGACGCUUUGUGAGAAAGUAUAUUUUACUUUUUUUUUUUUUUUAAAAGGUUAUGAGUUAUCAAACCCGGAAGCCACUUGAUUAUCCAGGGGUGUUAGAAAUAAGACCACCUGGCUUUGCUGUCUGCUGACCGGAGCUCUUGAGCCUGUUCCCUGGCAGCAGCCCAGCACUCCACUCCAGCCCGGCUUUCCGUCAGCCCCGGGGUGGGACCGAGUUCAGGACGGUUCUUUCCUGCUCUUCAGAAAGUAGGUUCUGGCUGAGACCCUGCUACUGAAUGGGAAUUGUGACGCCACAGUUAGUCGGUUCCGGGAGAGACAGCCGUCCUAACCCUCAGGUAGAUUGUGCGUCUGUGCCCUGUUGUCUGUGCGAGGUGAGGAGAGGCCAGGUAGGUGUCCCACUAAUAAGUUACUGGAACUGCUCUAAGUGCCAUGCUAUGACGUCCUGGCUGACCCAGGCUGGGAGAACGCUCAGGGUUGGGGGGUGGCCUGCAAACCCGGAAAGGGCCAAAGAAAGCAAGCUGUAAAUGAUGAUGGAUUUGGUUUUUGUAAGUGGAAGUAAGCUUUCACCGGCUCAUUUGUAAUAAAAAAUUAAUGUAAUUAAAAACAGAGUGUGUAAUACGUGGCAGUGCUCAGCAGGACUAAACGAUUGUUUUUUCCUUUCAAGGAUAAAUAACCUUACGGCGUUUUAUUUUUAAUUAACUAGAAGGUACAAACAAAAGAAGUGAGAUCAAGGAUUAGAAAUGCAAAACGCCGUGGUGAUUUCCAGAUGGUGCUUUCUCCCCGCACCCAACACGAGAACAGUGCCAGAGCCCUGGUGCCAGCAGUUCACAGCCCCGCUGUGGGUAGAGCUUGCUUCCUGUAUGCAGUGGGUCUCCAAGUGUGGUGUGGGACCGUCAGCGGCGGCGGCAUCCCCUGGUAACUUGCUAGAAAUGCAGAUUCGCGAGCCCCGCCCCAGACUCACAGACUGGGGUGGGGUGAGUGGGCUGUUUAACAAGCCCUCCAGGGGAUUUGAUGCACAGUCAAGUGUGCGAACCACUGCUUCUGCAUCGUGGAAUUUAGGCUACAGUAAACCACCCCUGUAAAAUGAAACAGCUUCAUGGCCUUCAUUGUAAUCCUGACAUUAAACAAAAGUUGAUGACACUAUAAACUUGAAAACUUAAAAAAAAACAAAAAAAACUUGUGUUUAAAAAAGCCUCAACUAGCCAUCCUUAAAAGUGAUAUUUUUACACCCUGAAGUUUAUCAGUAAUGUUUCUUACUUCUACUCUUGAAAUCAUGUUACAACUGUAUAAAGACUACUGUUCAGUAUUAAAGAGAAAUGGAGAGACCAUGAA
Molecule: messenger RNA, 8135 nt
Organism: Delphinapterus leucas (beluga whale)
Lineage: Eukaryota; Metazoa; Chordata; Mammalia; Artiodactyla; Monodontidae
Gene: STX6
Product: syntaxin 6
Biological process (GO): Golgi vesicle transport; vesicle fusion; intracellular protein transport
Cellular component (GO): endomembrane system; SNARE complex; synaptic vesicle membrane
Molecular function (GO): SNAP receptor activity; SNARE binding
Source: RefSeq, a predicted model, not a curated record